Molecule: messenger RNA, 706 nt
Organism: Aspergillus homomorphus CBS 101889
Lineage: Eukaryota; Fungi; Ascomycota; Eurotiomycetes; Eurotiales; Aspergillaceae
Exons: 1
Coding region: 154-546 (130 amino acids)
Source: RefSeq, a predicted model, not a curated record
AGCAACGAAUCACAUCCCGCCCGCUUUGGGACUUGGCGCGUCCGCCUGGCUGCCUCGCUGCCUGAGUGCCUGAAUUCGUCCACAUGGACAUGGACACGACUUGUCAGCAAUUCAUAAUUCAGCUACUAGUUAUCCUCUCGAACUGAAUCAAACAUGCUGUCUUUCUGUCAAAGCCAUGGCUUGUUCAAUCUAAUACUCUGUCUCUGCUACGGCGGGGUUGUCGACAUCCAUGGUUGCGUCCGCCUGGAUGCUACCUCCCAUCUAAGCGUCAUCGAUUCAUCAAGUAUUUUAUCCCUUCUGUUGAGCAGUACCAAGACGACUUCCUAUCGAAUUGGACUUUUCUUUCAUCACUAUCGACAUAACUGUUUCCUUGGUUCUCUGUUACCGCACUAUUGCAAUGCUGCGAUAGACACGGUCACUCUUAGGAUCGCAUUCUCCGAACUGAACACAAGGGCCGAACGAGCAAUGAACUCGCGAGACAGCAAACAAUAUAAGGCAUCAUGGAGAGAGUGUCAGGGCCGAAUGCGGCAAGCUCAAGGCAGAUGAGAUCCAAUGGCUGGACUCUUGCAAUGGUUGACAUGACUUCUCGAGAAGUCUAGAACAAGGUAAUGAACGGAGUAUUAUUGCAUCAACACCAGAACCAUGGAAAUGAGGCCCGAAAGUCAAGCUGAAAUGAAAGCCAGGUAGACAUGUAGGGGUAAGCAGU